Molecule: messenger RNA, 7987 nt
Organism: Crotalus tigris (Tiger rattlesnake)
Lineage: Eukaryota; Metazoa; Chordata; Lepidosauria; Squamata; Viperidae
Product: IgGFc-binding protein-like
Exons: 11
Coding region: 36-6881 (2281 amino acids)
Molecular function (GO): protein binding
Source: RefSeq, a predicted model, not a curated record
UGUUGCUUCUGGAGAUACUGCUUGUCAUUUUCUCAAUGCUGCCCCGGAUGAGCUCUCUUCUUGAUCCGUGCCAUGAAGUCAAUUGUGAGAAAGGAUAUGUUUGCCGAGCUAUUCAUAAUCAGGCAGAGUGUUUUCCAGAACCCCAGUCCUGCAAUUCUGUCCAAUGCCAAGAAGGGACCCUCUGUGCAAUAGUCGAUGGCUUUCCCAGAUGUGUUCCUUACCCGCCCUCUUGUCAUCAGGUCCAAUGUAAAGAAGGGACAAUUUGCAGCCUGACAGAUGGCUUCCCCAAAUGCGUUCCUGUGCCGCAAUCCUGUGCCUCUGUUCAGUGCAAAGAAGGCACCAUCUGUGCCAUUAUUAACAGUUGGCCUCAGUGCAUUACAAGGCCCGCGUCCUGCCAAAACAUCCCGUGCAACCCAGGAAUGGUGUGUGAACUCAUUAAUGGCUGGCCGCAGUGUGUGCCUCACCCGCCUUCCUGUCACAGCAUCCAUUGCAAAGAUGGGACCAAGUGUCAGAUCGUUCAUGGUCAGGCUCAGUGCGUUCCAACCUCUGCCUCGUGCAGUGAGAUCCUGUGUGAGAAAGGAACCAUGUGUGAGAUGGUCCAUGGCCAAGCCAUGUGCGUCCGAUUGCCACCAUCCUGCCUCCAUAUUCAAUGCAGGCAAGGGACCAUGUGUGAUAUGGUUGACGGGUGGCCAAAAUGCGUCCCAAGUCCAACUUGCAAAGAUUUAAAUUGUGAACCUGGUACUGAAUGCAAGAUGAUGAAUCACCUGCCCAGAUGCUUGCCUGUUCCACUCUCCUGUGACCAAAUUCACUGCAGGCCUGGGUCUGUAUGUCAGCUGGCAGAUGGUCAGCCCUUAUGUGUGCCCAUCUCACCCUCUUGCAACAAGAUCCAUUGUAAAGAAGGAACAAUCUGUGAGAUCCUUGAUGGUGUCCCCAGAUGUGUGCCUUCUGUCACCUCCUGUAACAAUGUACAGUGCCCGACGGGAACCAUCUGUGAAAUGAUCAACAAUUGGCCCACCUGUAGACCUCGCCCACACUCCUGUGAGAGCAUUGUGUGCAAGAAUGGAAUGGUCUGUGACAUCGCCAAUGGUUGGCCAACUUGUAUUCCGGUUCUGCCAACAACUUGUGCAGCCAUUGUUUGCAGAGAGCAAGCUGUGUGUGAAAUGGUGAACGGUGUACCAACCUGCAUACCCAUCCCACUGUCUUGUGACAGAUAUAAGUGCAGACAAGGAACUAUUUGUAAAGUUGUCCAUGGAUUGCCCAUGUGCAUACCUUUGGCAUCUUCAUGUGAGAAAAUAGAGUGUGCACAGGGCUCUGUUUGUAACAUAAUUGAUGGCUGGCCUAAAUGUGUCACCGCCCCACCCACUUGUGACCAACUUCAAUGUAAAGUAGGAACCAUCUGCAAAAAAGUAAAUGGCCAGCCUGUGUGUGUUCCACUCCCUCCCUCUUGUGGGCACAUCUAUUGCCAACAAGGGACAGUUUGUGAAAUUGUGGAAGGAUGGCCAAGAUGUUUUCCAAUCCCUGCAUCCUGUGACAAAAUCCACUGCAGACCAGGGACCACUUGCAAAAUAAUUGAUCACUGGCCUCAGUGUGUCCCCAUCCCACCUACCUGUGACAAACUACGCUGCAAAGAUGGCAGCAUUUGUGAAAUUGUUGAUGAUUGGCCCAUGUGCAUGCCUACUCCAGCUUCCUGUGAUAAAAUCGAGUGCAAAGAAGGAACUAUUUGUGAAAUGGUUGAUGAUUGGCCCAGAUGUAGCCGAAUCUUGAACUCUUGUGAAAAAGUCCACUGCCAGGCAGGGAGCAAAUGUGAAAUAUAUGAUGGGUUUCCAAAAUGCAUUUCUGUAUCUCUUUCCUGCAACAAUUAUCGUUGCAAAGAAGGGUUUGUUUGUCAUAUCAAUAAUGGUUGGCCAAAAUGUGUUCCUGAUCUUUCUCCUUGUGAAAAACUCAACUGCAAUGCAGGAAUGAUAUGUGUAACACUUCACGGGCAGCCCAGAUGUGUCCCCAUCACCACCUCCUGUGCUAAUAUCAUCUGCCAGGAAGGAACCAUUUGUGAAAUCAACCAUGGUUGGCCCAAAUGUGUUCCUAUCUCAAUCUCUUGUGAGAACUUCAAAUGCAGUGAAGGAACUGUGUGCGAGAUAUAUGAAGGACAGCCAAAAUGCCUUCUUAGAUCCCCCUCUUGUCAUCAAUUCCAUUGUAAGAGUGGAACGGUGUGUCAAAUAAACAAUGGCUGGCCACAGUGUGUUCCGAUUUCCCCUUCUUGUGGAAAUGCCAGUUGCAGCAUUGGGACCACAUGCCAAAUGGUUUCUGGCUUGCCCCAGUGUGUUCCUACAUCACUGUCAUGUGAUCAAUUCACCUGCCAUGAAGGAAGUGUUUGUAAAAUGGUUGAUAACUGGCCAAGAUGCCUUCCUAUCCCAUCCUCGUGUGAUAGGUCAAAUUGCCAGGAAGGAACUGUUUGUGAGAUUGUUAAUGGAUUGCCAACUUGCAUCCCAAUUUCAUCGAAGCUGUGUGCUUCUAUGCAUUGUCAAGCAGGAACUGUGUGUCAACUCAUUGGUGGAAGCCCACAGUGCGUGCCCAGCACACCUUCCUGUAGCCAGUUUCAGUGUCCUGCUGGGACUAUCUGUGACAUGGCCAGUGGAUGGCCCAAAUGCGUUCCUGUACCAACCUCCUGUGAAAACACCCAUUGUCAAAGUGGGACUAUUUGUCAAGUUAUAAAUGGUUGGCCCAAAUGUGUGGCCCCUGCACAUUCAUGCCAGACAACUCAGUGCUGGGAAGGGACUAUUUGUAGAAUGGUGGAAGGUUCACCUAGAUGUUUUCCUGCUGUAUCUUCUCAUGCAAUAUGUUGGGCCUCUGGUCAGCCCCAUUAUCACACGUUUGAUGGACGUAGCUUUGAUUUCCAAGGUAGCUGCACUUAUACGGUGGUUAAGACCUGCAGAACCAGCUCCAAGCUGCCAUUCUUCCAUAUCUUCACCAAGAGUGAGAAGAAUUCCCCUUUCUCUUUCAUCAAUCAUGUCACCAUCACCAUCUACAACUCCAGCAUCACCAUGAUCAAGCACGAGUAUGGCCUUGUCAGAAUCAACCAGGUACGCUCUCGUCUGCCUGUAAGUUUAUACAAUGGGAUGAUCUCCAUAUACCAUCGAGGAAGCCAACUAGUUAUCGAAACACAGUUUGGCCUGAAGGCUUACUAUGACUGGAACUAUUACCUAGUAGUGAAGGUCACUGCAGCUUUUCAGAGUCAGAUUUGUGGCCUUUGUGGCAACUAUAAUGGAGAUCCCAAUGAUGACUUUGCUACCCCUUCGGGAAGCUUGGCCGCCAACGCUGUGGAAUUGGGCAAGAGCUGGAAAGUAGAAGAUGGAGAUCUGGCUUGCAGACACGGCUGCCAUGACAGAUGCCUGCAGUGUUCUGAAGAGUUAGCAGCCAGAUACAAUACAGAAAGUUCAUGUGGCAUGAUUGUUCAACACAGGAGUGGUCCUUUCCAUCGCUGCCAUUCCUUGAUUGAUCCCAAGCCAUAUUUGAAUGACUGCGUAAUUGAUUUAUGUGCCUUUGAGGGCUACAAGCAGAUUUUGUGUCGAGCCCUGAAGACUUAUGCUGAUGCUUGUCAGAGAGAAAGGAUGGCAAUAUCUGCCUGGAGGAAGCAUGCUGGCUGCCCCUUGAUCUGUCCUGACCACAGCCAGCACAUGGCCUGUGGCACAGCUUGUCCUGCCACUUGUAGCAACCUUGAUGCGCCAAAGAAAUGCCACCUGCCCUGCAUGGAGAUCUGUCAGUGCAAGCCAGGUUAUGUGCUUGAUGGUGGCAAAUGCAUUCCCAAAGAGCAAUGUGGCUGCAUCUAUCACGGCCAGAUCUAUGCUCCCAAUGAGCAGUUCUGGGCUGAUCAGCAGUGUCAUCAGCAGUGUACAUGCAACCCACGAGACAGGAAAGUGGUCUGCCACGGCUCCGCUUGCAGGGAAGGAGAAGGGUGCCAUGUGAUUAAUGGUGUAAUAAAGUGUCAUCCAACUUUCUAUGGGACAUGCACUACCCUGGGACAGCUGCAUUAUAUCACCUUUGAUGGACUGCAGUUUGACUUCCAUGGAACUUGCAUUUAUCGUUUGGCUGAGCUCUGCUACAAGAUAGCAAACCUCACUCAAUUCCAAAUCCUGGUUCAGCACCAAGGACAGGGAUCUGAGACUCCAGCUGCUACCAAAGUACUUGAGGUCCACGUUUACGGGAUGGCAAUCCUUAUCAGCCAUAGCAAAGUCUUGCUGAACGGCUUAAUGAUCAACCUCCCUUACAAUGUUGACUAUAACAAAAUUUCCCUCUACCACCUGGGAUGGGACAUUGAGAUCAUGACCGAUUUUGGUUUAAUGGUCACCUUUGAUAUGAAGAAUAAUAUUCGUGUCUCAGUGCCAGGAAGCUACAGGGGAAGAAUGUGCGGUCUCUGUGGCAAUUUCAAUGGGAAAGUAGAAGAUGACAUGAUGCAACAAAGUGGAAUGCCAACAACAGAUCCCGGAGAGCUGGGCAGAAGCUGGAAGAUCCGGGAUAUCCCAGGAUGCCAUGAGAAGGAAAGGGAGACCUGUGUGGACAUGGUGCAUUUGGAGUACACGCAGAGAAUGAGUAAGGAGUGUGGUCUCCUACUAGAUGUACAUGGCCCAUUCAAGAGCUGCCACAGCAAGGUGCCACCUCACUCAUACUUCCAAAACUGUGUCUUUGAUUUCUGUUCCAAUAAGGGCAACAAGAAUGUCAUCUGUCAAAUUAUCUCCUCCUACGCUGCAGCUUGCCAAACAUUAGGGAUCGAGAUUUCUGAGUGGAGGUCCGUCCGCUUUUGCAAAUCUUACUGCCCCCCAAAUAGUCAUUAUAAAGUCUGUGCCAGCCACUGCCCUGUGACCUGUCACAGCCUCUUUAAUCCAGUCCUCUGCACUGCUAAUUGUCGAGAGGGAUGUGAAUGCAACCAAGGCUUUGUUCUGAGCGGAGACCAGUGUGUCCCCAUCUCAGAAUGUGGCUGUGUCCACCAACGUCUCUACUACAAGGCGGGUGAGUCUUUCUUUGUCAAUGGAUUUUGCAAGGAGCAAUGCACUUGCCACAUCGGUGGUAUCAUGGAGUGCCACCGUUCCUCCUGUGGACCUCAUGAGGAGUGUCGUGUGGUGGAAGGUAUCCAGAAGUGCCAUUCAGAUGCUCCCAAGAAGAGUGGGACCUGUCAUGUAGCUGGAGACCCCCACUACAUCACCUUUGAUGGCACCACCUUUGACCUUCAGAGCAACUGCACUUAUACGCUGGCAAGGAGCUGUACACGUCAGCAUUCCCUUCCAUCUUUCUCCGUCAAUAUACAGAAUGAAAGGCGAUCCAAGGGCAAAAUCUCCGUAACAAAAGUUGUAUCUAUCACAGCCUACCAAAACACCAUUUCUCUCUUGCGAGAAAGGAGAGGCAUUAUCCUGGUGAAUGGUGCCAUGACCUACUUACCUUUCCGCCUUGAAAGUGAUAGUAUGUGGGUCUUCUAUCAUGGUGACAAUAUUGUGCUUCGGACGGACUUUGGCUUGUUUGUCUCUUUUGACCAACUCUACCACCUGAUUGUCCAGGUGCCUGAGGCUUAUCAGAGCCAGAUGUGUGGUUUAUGUGGCAAUUACAAUGGGCAUCCCCUUGAUGACAUCUCUCUGCCCACUGGACAGCCAGCCCUAAGCGUGCAAACCUUUUCAGCUGCAUGGAAAGUAGCUGCUCCUUCUGCCGCUUGUACCGAAGAUUGUGCCUCCAUUCUGUGUGGUGCAUGUCAAGAGAGUCGGAAGGCCAGCUACAUACACAGCACCCAAUGUGGCAUUUUGCAGUCCCCCUAUGGACCUUUCAGUGCUUGCUAUUCCACCAUCAACCCUAUGGACUUCUACAACAAUUGUGUAUAUGACCUCUGCAAGGCAAGGGGGAACCCAGUUAUUCUCUGCCGAGCUAUCCAUAGCUAUGUUGCUGCUUGUCAAGCAGCUGGUGUCCAGAUCAAACCCUGGAGGACAGCAAACCUCUGUCCUAUGAAGUGCCCAGUCAACAGUCAGUAUGAACUCUGCACCCGGGCUUGUCCCAGCAGAUGCAAAGAGGCAACUGGCAUCACGAAGUGCCCCAACCACUGUGCUGAAGGCUGCCAGUGUAAAAAGGGCUUCUUUAUGGCAGGGUAUCACUGUGCCCCCAUCAGUCAAUGUCGCUGCUUCCAUAAAGGCAUGUGGCUUAAGCCUGGAACGCCAACGAUCACAGCCAAUUGCAUGGAGAGAUGUACUUGUGAACGUCAAGGUCAACUGACAUGCACUCCAUUCCCAUGUGCAGCUGGAAAAACUUGUGUACUGAAUAAUAACAAAUGGGACUGUGUCGGGAAGGAGGGACACUGCACCAUUGCCCAUGAACACAUCUUCACCUCUUUUGAUGGAGUAUCUGGAAAGCUUCCAAGCGAGGGGUCCUUUGAGAUCACAGCCCUUGUCAAUGCUAAGUCAAAAUCUUGGUUCCGGGUGGUGGUGCAGGUGAAGAAAUGUCCCCAGUGUGCAACACCCAGUGUGGUCUCUGUCACUGUCUAUUUCCACAAGCUGAUUGUGCUGGUGAAUAAGGAUAGCUCAGUUUCGGUGAAUGGGCAUCCUGUUCAUCUCCCAGCUCAGCCUUCCAAGGAGGUAUCAAUAACCUUAGUCCAAGAUACGGUGAUAGUGGCACAUGAAUCAGGUGUACGGGUUCUCUAUAGUACUGGUGGUGACUUAACAGUGACAAUCAGCGCAACCCUGGCCAACAAAGUGUUCAGAUCCUGUGGGAACUUCAAUGGUAAUGCUGCAGAUGACCUGAGGCUUCCCCAUGGUAAGAAGGCUCAUACCAUUACUGAGGUCCUCAACUACUGGAGAGUCAGAACAGGAAUACAACAGGCUCAUUUCAAAAUCCACUCCUAUAUGGCGCCUUGAUUGAAGAUCAGUUUUCAUAACACCAACAUUCCCAGGAAUGCAGUCUGGACUGUAUCAUGGAUGGAUGGAAGAGAAAAUUAUUUUCUUAUAUGAACUCAUUCAAUUUGCAUCUCUGAAAAUCUGCAUUCGACUAUGUUUGGCAGUGGAGUUUACAACUAAAAUGGUAAAAUUAUACAUAUUAAAAAUCCACAGAAGAGUAUUUGGAGAACAGAAUCCACAAAGGCGUUGCAUUAAGAGAAAAGGAUGAGAAAGGGAUUCCCCAAUGUGUGCAAAUUUUGUGUGAAUUUUCAUGUAUUUUUUAAAAAAAUGUAUAUGAAUACUGAAUGCUGGGAAAUUCAGCAAAUUUGAUAGAUUCGCCUUUUCCUACAAGCCGGAAUAUCUUCUAGUACAGGGUUUCCCAAUCCUUAGUGACUUUAAGCCAACAUCUCUGGUUGGGGAAUUCUGGGAAUUGUCCACGUGUCUUAAAAUUGGCAAGGCUAGCUGUAGAAUUCUAGGAAUUGUAAUCCCUGUGUCUUAAACUUUCCAAGGUUGGGAAAUCCUAUUCUAGAGUCCCAGACCACAAGUGAGCAAAUGGUCUUGUAAACACAACAUACAGCAUCUUUUGUUCUAUUGCCAACAGUUACCUCCCACCAACUGGAUUCAUGUAUCCUACAAACAUACUUAUUGGCUGAGAUCACCCAUGCUAAGCCUGGUUCGUUUCUAACACUGGGCGAAGCCUACAUCAAACAAGCAACACUACAGCUUAUGCUGAUGUGUGAAUGUAGCCAUUGAUUCACAAAUGCUGAAGUCUCAGCAGUUGAGGAGAUUGUACUUAAUUUGGAUUCUAGCUAGGAUCUGCUUUUUUAAAAUAAAAAUCUACUUUGAUAUUUAACAUUAGUUUACCUGCUAAACACACAUUUGAAAUGCAAUAUCUGCUGAAUUGGUAUGGUUACCAUAUUUGAGGUGCAAAAGUUCGUUGACCACAAAGUGUCACCAGAGAUUUGCACCUCUUUGCUGCUGUCUAGUGGUUAUUCAGAUACUUGCAGUCUAGGUGUGGUAGCUCUAAAUAUAAAAUAGUAGCUGUUCACUGCAACAUAAGGUUUAGAUAUAUAGCUUUUUUUUGGUGA